Messenger RNA from Rana temporaria (common frog), 2822 nucleotides. RefSeq names its product occludin (gene OCLN). Bases 132 to 1682 code for a protein of 516 amino acids. Gene Ontology annotation, cellular component: bicellular tight junction; apical plasma membrane; cytoplasmic vesicle. The record is from RefSeq and is a predicted model, not a curated record. The transcript is spliced from 9 exons. Gene Ontology annotation, biological process: bicellular tight junction assembly. Lineage: Eukaryota; Metazoa; Chordata; Amphibia; Anura; Ranidae.
GGCGCUGCAAUCCUGAGAGCUCGUCCUGCCCAGACCGGACUGGCUGUUGUUUGGGGAACACGAACAGGAGUUGUAUUGUCUGCUCUGCAGAGUAUCAGGAGCACACGGGUUCCUUCUGACCAGCAUCAAAAAUGUUUUCCAAGCCAUUUGAAAGUCCUCCUCCGUACAGGCCCGAUGAGUACCGGCCUUCUAACUAUGCCCCAAGUCGAGAUAUGUACGGAGGAGAGAUUCGCUCACAGCCAGCUUACUCUUACUAUCCAGACGAUGAGGUCCCUAUGACUCAGCAUUUCUACAAAUGGAGCUCCCCACCUGGCAUCAUCAAGAUUAUGGCUAUCCUUAUUGUUGUCAUGUGUGUUGGCAUAUUUGCUUGUGUAGCUUCCACGUUGCCAUGGGAUUUGGAUGUCACAGGACAAUCUAUGGGUUACGGCAUGGGAGGAGGAGGAGGAUAUUCUGGAUACUCUGGAGGAUACAAUGGCUAUGGAUUUGGUACAUCUCAGAUGGGAAUGGGUUUUGCCUAUGGAGGAAAUUAUACUGACCCGAGAGCUGCCAAAGGAUUCAUCCUCGCCAUGGCCGCUAUUUGCUUUAUUAUUAGUAUGGUGCUUUUUGUGAUGCUUGUGACAAGGACGGAAACUUCUACUACCAGACGGUUUUACCUGAUUGUUAUGGUUGCUAGUGCGAUUAUCGGAGCGUUGGUCUUUAUUGCAACAAUCGUGUACACCAUAGGAGUGAAUCCUGUAGCACAGGCAUCUGGAUCUGCUUUUUACACACAAAUUGUGUCCUUGUGCAACCAGUUCUAUUCACCAGUCACAACUGGAGUUUUUGUGAAUCAGUACCUUUACCACUACUGUGUAGUUGAGCCGCAGGAGGCCAUUGCCAUUGUCCUGGGUUUCCUGAUAGUAGUGGCAUUUGCCAUUAUCAUAUUCUUUGCUGUGAAAACCAGAAGAAAGAUCAACGAACAUGGUAAAAUGAACAUUCUCUGGAGGAAAGAAAGGCUUGGGGGCGAGGGAGAUCCGCAUGUGGAAGAAUGGGUAAAAACUGUGGCAACCAAUCCUGAAGCCGUACCUUCAAUGUCAGAAUACAAUGAGAAAUUAAAUGGAUCUGCUCUGGAUUAUAGAAGUGUGAAUGGUGGGCAAGCCUAUUCAGAUCACAACAUUGGAUCACGUGUGAUUCCAGAAGAAGUGCUUCCGGUAAGGCAAGAGUAUGGAUUUUCUCCAAAUGCUUACAGUAGCAGUUCAGAUGCAAGCAAGAAAGGUCCACCUCGCCAUAAAAGACCAGGAAGAGCCGUGAGAUCUCCUAAUGAGAAUUAUGAUGCAGACUAUACCACAGGAGGAGAAUCUGGGGAGGAGCUAGAGGAUGAGGACUGGGACAGCGAGUAUCCCCCUAUCGCUUCAGACCAACAGAGACAAGAGUACAAGAGAGACUUUGAUACAGGCCUACAGGAAUACAAGAAGCUGCAAGCUGAACUAGAUGAUGUCACAAAAUCUCUAUCCAGGCUGGACAAAGAAUUGGAUGAACAUCCACCAGGGAGCCAAUCAUACAAGGCUGUUGCUGAUGAAUACAACCGUCUAAAGAACAUUAAAUCGUCUUCAGAUUUCAAGAACAAACGGAACCGCUGCAAGGGGCUCAAGGCCAAACUAAACCACAUCAAAAGUAUGGUCAGCAACUAUGACGACAACAAAUAACCAUCUGGACUUUCAUGCUGAAAACACAAGCCAAACUUUGUGGUCCUGGCCAUCAAAAUUUUGUAUUAAUGUGGUUGAGCCAUGUACGGGAUUUUGGUAGUGGCUUAUAGAUAAUACAGAUUUCAUAUAUUUUUAUGAAUAAGCCUUGGAUCUUGUAUGUUUUUUUUUUCUUCAUUUUAUUUUUUUCAAUUUUUAAAAGAUUUAAAUGUGCAUUUAUAAAUCGUGUAUAAUAUCUGAGCUUCCAUUUUAUGGGUGCAGAACAUCUCCAAAUUGGCAUCGUAUUUGGCCUCCUAAAUCCACAAAGGGCCAUCUGUGCAUAUCUUUUUAUAGUUCUUAAAAGCUAACUACUAAGCUGUACUUUUAUUUUUUUUAAACUUGUGCUGUCCCAUUUCAAGUUAGAAUAUGUGUAUAUAUGUUUUGUAUGGAGCACAUCUUUAAAAUUUGAAUGCCUUGAUUUAAAAAGGAAAGACACCAAAGGGUUUGAGAUUUUAGAUGGCAUUUUGCACUGAUUUUUGUACCAAUAUAUGGCAGCCAGUGCAUUUGACUAUUUAUAGCUGUACAACUUGGGUAUCUAUCUGUUGGGGACCACUGUUCACUGUUUUGGUCCACUUGAUAGUAUGAAGAAAUCCAUAGGUGCAUCUUGUUGGAAUAAGUAGUGUAUGAUGCAUGUGUUGUCACAGAUCUGUGUCGCACAAAAAAAGCUAAAUGGAAAAACCAAAGGAUGUGGUUAAGGAAUUGGUAGAGAUGAGCAACCCAGAGAGCAAUCGGGCAAUAAUUGAAUAAUGGUCUUAAUUAUGGUCCCCAUCUUGUAAUCCUGACACCGACUUCCAGAAUAAGCCAGAUGGUGAUCACAUUAUCUGCGGUAGUGCGUCUGUGUGCCAUCAAGCCAUCUUUCUUGCUUAUUAUUAAAACUAAAACUUUACAAAUGCAAUGUUCAUUACAAGAGUGUUCAAUUAUGUUCUAUCGUAAAGGGCUAAAAUGUUUCCUUUCAUUUUAAUAUUUGUCUAAUAGGUGUUGUAAAUGAUGAUGCAGCCCAAAAUGUUUUUUUUUUUCUAUUUUGUACUUUACUAGGUGUAAGUCGCUGAAAUCAGUAUGACAACUAUGCUAUAAUGAAUGUAAAAAUUACUUUUUUCUUUGCUA